Zalophus californianus (California sea lion) is the source of this 440-nucleotide messenger RNA. Its product is annotated as anaphase-promoting complex subunit 11-like. Gene Ontology annotation, biological process: positive regulation of mitotic metaphase/anaphase transition; anaphase-promoting complex-dependent catabolic process; protein ubiquitination. The record is from RefSeq and is a predicted model, not a curated record. Gene Ontology annotation, cellular component: anaphase-promoting complex; nucleus. Lineage: Eukaryota; Metazoa; Chordata; Mammalia; Carnivora; Otariidae. Bases 97 to 351 code for a protein of 84 amino acids. Gene Ontology annotation, molecular function: cullin family protein binding; zinc ion binding; ubiquitin protein ligase activity. The transcript has a single exon.
AGAAGAGAAAGCUAAGGUGUGGCCGGUCGUUUUUAUACCUUCCCGCGCGGGCGCUGCCAACGGAAGGCGGGCGGGGCAGCGCGAGACUCCGCGGUCAUGAAGGUGAAGAUUAAGUGCUGGAAUGGUGUGGCCACUUGGCUCUGGGUGGCCAACGACGAGAACUGUGGCAUCUGCCGGAUGGCCUUUAAUGGAUGCUGCCCGGACUGCAAGGUCCCGGGUGACGAUUGCCCCCUGGUGUGGGGCCAGUUCUCCCACUGCUUCCACAUGCACUGCAUCCUCAAGUGGCUCAACGCGCAGCAGGUGCAGCAGCAUUGUCCCAUGUGCCGCCAGGAGUGGAAGUUCAAGGAGUGAGGCAUCCCCCAACCCCCAGCCGUGGGCUGGCCGGCCGUGCUCUCCCCUGGGAUGGCCCCCCUCUGGGCGGUGACAGGGUUGACACAAGG